GAAUUUGAUGACCGAACUUUCUGACUUGUGCGUUACGGUUAUGGAAACUGUCGUAGCCUCAGUUUAUAAUUCCUGGCGCGAUGUUGCAUUUGGUGACUUACAAAAAACUUUGGAAUCAGUUGCAUGUGAGCUGACUUCUAAUCAUGAGAAAAACGAUAUUUCACGGACUAAUUUAGUAAACCAGACUAAAGAGUUUCGAAAAUCUGCUUCCGAGGAUGUACGUAAAUAUUGUUCAACAGUUAUCAAGUGUUAUCAAUCGGAAUUUGAUGCACUUCAAAAGAGGUGUAGAUAUGCCGAAGAAGCUUAUCUUUCAAUGUACAAACAACUUAUUGAGCUUCCAGAUCCCUCGUUUGCACUUGGCGAACUUCAUUCCUUACAAAAACGAGCUGACAAAGCUGUAGAAUUUGAGUUCGAAUCACGGAAAUUCAAGGAAAGCUGUGACGAAUUAAAAACAAAAGUUCAGGAGCUCAAAAAUUACGAACGCGAAAAUAAACGACUGAAGAAACGUCUUGACGAGUUGACGGUUUCUUUGGAAACUCAAAUUCAGCUGAACAGUUCGAAGAUAGUGGACGAAUAUCAAAGGAAGUUGGAGUCCAAAGAGCAAGAGCUUGCCAUCUUUAAAGCUGAGGCAGAGGAGAAGCUUGGUAGCUUUGAAUCUAAAAAUAUAGCCAUUUCCAAAGCACUGGAAAUGGCACAAUCUGAAUUAUUUAGGCUUAAAACAGAAGUGAACGCUACUGAAACUGGCAGGUCUUCCGAACUUGACUUACUUAUGGAUGAUCUUGAAAAAUCGAAUGCAAAACUUGUUUCUGCUGAAGCAGAGUUGGCUAAAUUACGUGAGGAUCAUGCGGAUAUUCCCAAGUCACCCAUCGCAGAUAUUAUCCGACUUCAAUGUCGCAUUGAAGAGCUUGAAUUUGAACUGUCCAGUUGUUCUCAGCAAAAGUCGUCAUUACUCGAUCAGUUGGAAUCACUCAAAUCUUCAAAGUCAUCCAACGAAAAGAACCUAGAAAAUUGUAUUCAAGAGCUGCAAACAACAAUUUGUCAGACUAAAGCUUCUCUAGAAGCAGCUAAUAUUAAACUUGACAGUCAAUCUGAUUAUGAAGAAAUAAAACGCGAACUAUCUCUUUUACGCUCAAUUGAAUUUCCUGAAAAUGUCCAGCUAAAUGGAUCGGAUAAUUUUAUUCAGGACGAAACAUCCAAUCGUGCUCCAUUGGAAGUACUUCUUUUAAAAAAGAAUAAAUCAUUGGAGAAUCAGUUGGCAGAAGUAAACAUUUUAAGUGAAAAGUUACAAAUUGAACUUACUCAAGUCCAGUCAAAUGAAGUUGAAGCCAAUCAACGAAUCAAAGAACAAACAGAAUUGAUAAAGUUAUUAGAAUCUGACCUUUAUCGUUUGCAGACAAAUUUGGAUGAAUCAUUAAAAUUGAAUGAUUCAAGGAACCGAUUAGAAGGUCACCUUCUUGCAGAAGUUAUCGGUGACCAAAAACCAAGUCAAUACAACCAAUCAUUAUUGAACAUUGUACAAAAUCAACGUGAUCGAUUUCGAACACGAGCUGAAGAAUUAGAACAGAAUGAAAUAAAUUUACGCCAACAGUUGGUAUCACUUCAACGUGAAGUUGAAUCAGUACGAGCUGAUAAUGUUAAACUGUACGAGAAAAUACGUUUCUUACACUCUUAUGGUAAUCCUGUAAUACAAAAUCGACAAAAUAAUUUAUCUAAUCAGCAUCCUUCAUCACCGGUGACAAUAUCAUUGUCUCCAUCGCCUUUUCAAAAUCAUGAGUCGAAUGACGCGACUAUCAUUAAAUAUUCACAAGUUUAUGAAGCUCAGUUAAAUCCUUUCAAUCAAUUUAGUCGAUAUGAGAAACAAAGAGUGUAUAAAAAGUUACAACCAUAUGAAAAACUGAUGUUACAUUUGGUAUGUUGGUUUAUUUUGUUUGCCUUUCUUUUAUAGUUUACAUUAUGGACCUAGUCUUAGUUUGUAGACAACCACUGAAAAAAAGAAGUCACUGGAUAUUAGUUGUGUUAUCCUGGUAGAGGGACUGUCUAGCAGUGCUUACUCGUCAAGGAUCGAACCCAUGACUUUCAGGUCCAUGGUAAACAUUAUUCAGCGAUAUCCAUUUUUCAAUGGUGUUUCAAAUGAAAUCAGUCUGUGAUGAAUACAACCUACGAAUGUAUAAAUAUUUUCUUUAAUGUGAUGUAUAUAUAUUUUUAGGCACUUUACUGAACAGUAUUUGUUUCACAAUGUUGCUGUUAUUGCAUUUUUCUGUUGUUGUUUUUCUAAUAGGGACGUUUUGUUAGUUCCGAUCGUAGACUUCGCUUGGGUGUAUUUUUGUAUGCAAUAUUUUUACAUUUAUUCAUAUUUAUUGCACUGUAUAAAGCAGCUCAUUUCCAGCAUAGUGCUUUAGAAACUGAAGCCAAUUGUCAUUCUCGCUUUGAAAAACAUAUGCGAGAAGUUCACAAUCAAGAUGGUGGAAAUCUUUAACAUUUCCUCUCUAUACUUUCUAUUUCAAUUUUCUUUUUUUUGUUUAUUUUCUAUUAUCUUCAAGUGUAAUACUACACUGUGAGAAUAUAAAGGUAUCAUAAACAGUAUGGUUAUAUUCAUUAUUAUUAUUAUUAUGUGAUACUGGCUUUCUUUUUUUCAAAUGAAAAGUGUCCACGUGGUUUGUGUGUGUGUGUAUAUUGGGUUUAUUUUGUUUUUUAAGAAAAAAUUAAUUUUAGAAAAUUUAUUUUGCAUUAGACAUGUAUGUACUUUAUGUGAUAAAACUUUUUGAUUUCUUUGAGUAUACAAGAUUCUUCCUAAGCG
Schistosoma rodhaini is the source of this 2797-nucleotide messenger RNA. Lineage: Eukaryota; Metazoa; Platyhelminthes; Trematoda; Strigeidida; Schistosomatidae. The record is from the annotation of a GenBank genome assembly.